AUGAGGCUGCUGUGGAAGUACCUGGACAAGGUGCGCUGGCUCCGCAAGCGGUCGGCCAUCCCCCUGCUGGGCGUGCUCGUCACCUGCCUGCUCUUCCUCAACCUCUUCAUCGAGGACGGCUACGUCCUGGAGGAGGAAAGGAGGCAGCUGAGAGAGACAACGAUUCACCAGCUGAACUCGGAGCGAUACGUUCACACCUUCAGGGACAUCUCAAACUUUUCUGGAACUAUAAAUGUCACGUACCGCUACCUUGCAGGGUCACCGCUCCCGCGGAAAAAGUACCUCACCAUCGGCCUGUCGUCCGUCAAGAGGCAGAGGGGAAACUACCUCAUGGAGACGAUAAAGUCCAUCUUUGACCAGUCGAGCUACGAGGAGCUGAAGGAGAUGGUGGUGGUGGUGCACCUAGCAGACUCAGACCUGGCCUGGUGCGAGAGUCUGGUGCAGGACAUCUCCAGGAAGUUCGCCCACCACAUCAUCGCCGGGCGACUGCUGGUCAUCCACGCCCCGGAGGAGUACUACCCCUCUCUGGACGGGCUGAAGAGGAACUACAACGACCCGGAGGACCGGGUCCGGUUCCGGUCCAAGCAGAACGUGGACUACGCCUUCCUGCUCAACUUCUGCACCAACCUCUCCGACUUCUACAUGAUGCUGGAGGACGAUGUGCGCUGUGCCAAGAACUUCCUGACGGCCAUGAAGAAGGUGGUGGCCUCCAGGGAGGGCUCCUACUGGGUGACGCUGGAGUUCUCCAAGCUGGGCUACAUCGGGAAGCUCUACCACGCCAAGGACCUGCCCCGGCUGGCCCACUUCCUGCUCAUGUUCUACCAGGAGAUGCCCUGCGACUGGCUGCUGAUCCACUUUCGGGGCCUCCUGGCGCAGAAGGACGUGAUCCGCUUCAAGCCCUCGCUGUUCCAGCACAUCGGCUACUACUCCUCCUACAAGGGCUCGGAGAACAAGCUGAAGGACGACGACUUCGAGGAGGACUCCUUCGACAUCCCCGACAACCCGCCCGCCAGCCUGCAGACCAACAUCAACGUGUUCGAGAAGUACGACGCCACCAAGGCCUACAGCAACGUGGACGAGUACUUCUGGGGGAAGGCGCCGUCCACGGGGGACUUCUUCCUCGUGGUCUUCGACCGGCCGGCCAAGGUGAGCAGGAUCAAGGUGGCGACGGGCUCGGAGGACCGGCAGAACGACGUGCUGCGGCACGGCGCCCUGGAGGUGGGCGAGAAGGUGGUGGGCACCAAGCGGGGGAAGCAGUGCGCCUCCUACAUCACGCUGGGCGAGUUCCGGGGCGGCAACAUCGAGGCGCGGGACGUGGACCGCAGGAUCGCGUUCGACGUGGCCUGCGUGCGCAUCGUGGCCACGGCCGGCCAGAAGGAGUGGCUGAUCAUCAGGAGCGUGAGCGUGUGGACUACGCCGUCCCCUUCUCUUUAG
Messenger RNA from Conger conger (European conger), 1434 nucleotides. RefSeq names its product alpha-1,3-mannosyl-glycoprotein 4-beta-N-acetylglucosaminyltransferase C-like. The transcript is spliced from 3 exons. The record is from RefSeq and is a predicted model, not a curated record. Gene Ontology annotation, molecular function: acetylglucosaminyltransferase activity. The coding region runs from base 1 to 1434 and encodes 477 amino acids. Gene Ontology annotation, biological process: protein N-linked glycosylation. NCBI's taxonomy places the organism in Eukaryota, Metazoa, Chordata, Actinopteri, Anguilliformes, Congridae.